Molecule: messenger RNA, 3736 nt
Organism: Physcomitrium patens
Lineage: Eukaryota; Viridiplantae; Streptophyta; Bryopsida; Funariales; Funariaceae
Product: vacuolar sorting protein 3
Biological process (GO): autophagy; endosomal vesicle fusion; vesicle-mediated transport
Cellular component (GO): cytoplasm; membrane
Source: RefSeq, a predicted model, not a curated record
CCGAUGUAGAACCAUCGUCUCCUUCAAAGGUCUGGAAGAGUAUUAGGGUUUGGACCUCGCAAGCCUCUGGCACAGGGCGAUUGUGGAAGGAGAGGUCCUACGAUGGAGCUCUCCCCGGAGCAUCCGAUCGGGGUCUCAGGGCGUGACGCCGUGCGCGUGGCGGUGGACGCGAUGCCUCUGAAAGGGUUGCCUAUACCGGCCUGCAGCAUCCAGGCGAUCGCUGUGGCUCGCCUUGUAAGUAGCGGGACAGUGGUGGUGUACGUGGGGACAGAUAAUGGUCAUCUACUGCUGUUCACAUUGUCUGAUCCCGCCUCGUCGUCAGGUGUUUCGAAAGCCGCUGCCGAUCAGGCAUCGGGAUCUCCAUUGAGUGUAUCGCGAGUGGCGUCGUCAGGUGCGUCUGUUUCAGGUUUUCCUAGUAGGUCUCAAACUGUAGGGGUUGCUGCGCAAUUGAAAGAAGAGGAAAUUAAGUCUUAUAAUGGUGAGGAAGUUCAGACAAGGUUUCCGAUUCAACAAGGGGGAACGGAAAACCCUGCGCAGGAAUCGGAAUUUAAGAGUGUUGAUGGUGGAACUAAAUUGGUGCUUAGAAGAAGGAUGAUUAUGGGGAAAACACCGAUUCAAGCUCUAUGUGCAUUGCCCGAGGCUAGACGGAUUGCCAUUCUCUUUGAAGGGCAGGUUUGUCUUCUGGAUAUGAAAACCUUGGGUGCAAUGGAGAUGUUAUCAGGCACAAAAGGCGCUUCAGCUCUUGCUCAGGCAAUGUCUGCUCCUUCUCCGGCAUUUGGGGGCUCUUAUUUGGAUGCUCAAAAGCAAGUAGAACCGGGGCUGUCUAAUUCGGAGGAAAAACUAGGUUCAACGGGAUUUAUGGGGAAGUUCUCUUUGCCUUUUGGUCGAUUGGGAUCGCAAUCUGAGCUCUCUUUAAGCAAUCUGUCUGCAACUCAGGGCGCAGGUCUUAGCAGAUUAGCGGUUGCCGUAAGAAAGAAAAUUUUGAUUUAUGAAGUACGAGCAGUAGAUUCUCCUCCCCAAGCUGAAAAGAAUUUUGGGGGUUUACGGCGUUUCGAUACCGGCUGGGAUAAUGCGACCACAACGUCGGCCACAAAGUUGCGGGAAGUGUCGGGUAUUGAUGGUAUUGUGACAAUGGUGUGGCUUGAGAAGACCAUUAUCGCUGGUACACAUGAGGAAUAUUUGUUAUUUUCGUUAGUUUCCGGGCAAGGGACCCCUAUUUUUUCGCUACCGUCAGAUUUGCCCUAUCCUCCUUUACUGAAGCUCUUUCCUAAGGACCUUGAGGUAUUGCUUGCGGUGGACAAAGCUGGGAUUGUAGUGAAUGCAGAAGGACAGCCCACAGCGGGGAGCUUAAAUUUUGCUGUGGUACCGGACGCCGUUGGUCAAACUCCUCCUUAUGUUGUUGUAGUGAAGCAGGGUCACACUGAACUCUAUCAUCGAAACACAGGUGCCAAAAUUCAGUCACUCGAACUUGCAGGUGCAGGGGUAGGGCGGUUUUUGGUGGCAGAAGAUGAUGGUGGAACACUUGUUGUCAUUGCAAGUGGUGUGAAGGUGUGGUGUUUACAACAAGUAUCAUUAGAUGAUCAAGUUCGUGAUCUUCUGAAGCAACGGCAGUUCAAUGAAGCUGUGGGUUUAGCACAAGAGGCUGUCGCAGAGGGAAGUGACAGUGCGGCGAAAGAAAGAUUGGCAAUCGUUCAUGCAGAAGCGGGGUUUCUAUUGUUGUUCGACUUACAAUUUGAGUUAGCGAUGGACCAUUUUUUGUUAUCUGACAUCUUACAACCUACGGAGCUCUUUCCAUUCUUUCCUUCUUUUACGACACGUUGGCGAACCUUGAUACCUCGAAAACGGUAUUGGGGAUUACAUCCGCCUCAGCAGCCUAUGACAACUGUAAUAGAAAGUGGGUUAUGGGCCGUGCAAAGUGGGCUGCUCGUACUUGUAAACGAUCAAAAAGUCUCGAGCUUGCUGGCACAAGGCCCUUCUGCAAAAGCAACCAUCAUAGACCAUUACCUCGGCAUUGCUAUGCAGAGCUUUGUUCGGUAUUUGAAGGUAGUACGUGAGAGAGAUCUCGACGCCGAGGUCAAAGACGGAGUUGACACCCUUCUUCUGAAACUUUAUGCCGAACUGGAUCAAACGGAGGAGUUGAAGCAGCUUGCCUCUUCACCAAAUAAUUGUGUCCUGGAGGAGGUUGAAUCUGCUCUCGAAGCUGCUGGCCAGCUUCAUCCGUUAGCACUACUCUAUGAAACCAAAGGCAUGCUUUCGUUGGCCUUGCAAGUCUGGCAGACUUUGGCCCACGAUGCUCGUGUUGGAGAUUCUCAAGUGGUGGCCGUGGGAGAAGCAGCUCGUUUGCUGGAGAUCUCAUCUGACAGUGCUCUUGUUCUACAACACUUACAAUGGCUCUUACAUUUAGAUGAAAGAUUGGCAUUCUCAGUGUUAACGUCAGCCAAGCGAUCCCAGUCUCUUCCUCCUGGUGAUGUGCUGGCCUUACUGAGUGAUGAGGAUGGGCUUCUACGUCUGAGAUAUUUACAGUGGUUGGUGGAGGAGAAUGGCUGUGAUGUUGCUAUGUAUCACACAAAGUUCGCCCUUGCUCUCGCCAAAGCAGCACUAGAAACUGUUUCUCUAAGCCCAGUAGAGUUGGGCAGUGAAGAGAAGAGGUCUACAGGGCACAAAUCUUCCCCAAAGGAUCAGCAUCCGCUUACAAGACGGACGUCUUUGAAUCAUGAUGUAAUAAGAAGCAUGUUGCAGACGUUUUUGGCUGCAUCGGAUAAUUAUGAAGCUGGCGAGGUUUUAUCAUUGAUACAGGGUUCUGAUUUAUGGAGAGAACAAGUUACUCUACAUCAGAAGUUGGGAGACGAAACAGCCGCUCUUCAGAUUCUAGCCUUAAAGCUUGAGGAUAGUGAAGGAGCCAGGAACUACUGUGCAGAGCUGGGCCGACCUGAAGUUUAUAUGCAAUUGUUGGACAUGUACUUGAAGCCUGGAGAAGGUAGAGAACCAAUGCAUGAUGCGGCUGUGCGUCUUUUACAUUGCCAUGGCGCAUCUCUUGACCCGUUGAAAGUAUUGGAGGCUUUAUCUCCAGAAAUUUCACUUUCUUUGGCUUCUCGGACCAUAUCACGCAUGCUCAGUGCACGUGUACAUCGACACCGAGAGGGCCAGAUUGUAAAACAUAUCAGUAGACAUAACAACCUUGAGGCAAGAGUGGAUCGUGUGGAGGAAAGAUCACGACAAGUCUGUAUCACUGGCGACACUACAUGUGGUCGCUGCCGAGCUCGCAUAGGCACCAAGCUUUUUGCACUUUUCCCUGACGAUUCAGUUGUUUGCUAUAAGUGCUCACGAUUAUAUGGGGAACAUAUAAGCCCAAUUACGGGUCAAGAUUUCUUGAAGGACCCGCCGUUCAGACAGCCACGCACUUUGACCAGGACUCCUAGCUCUUUGACUUAGUGAAGCUCUUUUGCACUUUUGUGCAUGCUUAGUAGAUGGUCAUCUGUUCCGCCUAAUUGUAUAUUUGCUUCAGGCGAGUCAUUAUUUUUGGUUGUUUUUAUCAACCUCUAUCUUAGGAGUUAGUAGUUUACUGCUUGAUGGUACAACAAUGUAUUACGUAAUUCACUUCUUGAGUGACUCAAUAAUAAUUCCAACAUGAGGGGAUUAGCAGUAGUAACUGUAGUUAGCAAGCAUGCCACAUACUACAUCUCUGUAUUUAUGGGUUCAUAUCUACAUAGUGUUUCUCUCCAGACGUUAUUUUGAA